Rattus norvegicus (Norway rat) is the source of this 5135-nucleotide messenger RNA. The record is from RefSeq and is a predicted model, not a curated record. NCBI's taxonomy places the organism in Eukaryota, Metazoa, Chordata, Mammalia, Rodentia, Muridae.
GAUAGGGGAUAGAUAGAACACCCAUCCUCUGAUGCUAGAUAAGCAUGAGGAUAGCGUGUGAAUUUUGAGACUCAGAGGAGGGAUAAGGUGACAUUAGGGCAUGGCCUGGACCAUUUGCAGCGUAGGGCCUAGGAUGCGGACUCCGGGAGCAGGAACAGCCUCUGUGGCCUCAUUGGGGCUGCUUUGGCUUCUGGGACUUCCGUGGACCUGGAGCGCGGCGGCGGCGUUCGGUGUGUACGUGGGUAGCGGUGGCUGGCGCUUUCUGCGUAUCGUCUGCAAGACGGCGAGGCGAGACCUCUUUGGCCUCUCUGUUCUGAUCCGCGUGCGGCUAGAGCUACGACGACACCGGCGAGCAGGAGACACGAUCCCACGCAUCUUCCAGGCCGUGGCCCAGCGACAGCCGGAGCGCCUGGCGCUGGUAGAUGCGAGUAGCGGUAUCUGCUGGACCUUCGCACAGCUAGACACCUACUCCAAUGCUGUGGCCAAUCUGUUCCUCCAGCUGGGCUUUGCGCCAGGCGAUGUGGUGGCUGUGUUCCUGGAAGGCCGGCCCGAGUUCGUGGGACUGUGGCUGGGCCUGGCCAAGGCCGGUGUAGUGGCUGCGCUUCUCAAUGUCAACCUGAGGCGGGAGCCCCUUGCCUUCUGCUUGGGCACAUCAGCUGCCAAGGCCCUCAUUUAUGGCGGGGAGAUGGCAGCGGCGGUGGCGGAGGUGAGUGAGCAGCUGGGGAAGAGCCUGCUCAAGUUCUGCUCUGGAGAUCUGGGGCCUGAGAGCGUCCUGCCUGACACGCAGCUUCUGGACCCCAUGCUUGCUGAGGCGCCCACCACACCCCUGGCACAGGCCCCAGGCAAGGGCAUGGAUGAUCGGCUAUUUUACAUCUAUACUUCUGGGACCACCGGACUUCCUAAGGCGGCCAUUGUGGUGCACAGCAGGUACUACCGCAUUGCAGCCUUCGGCCACCAUUCCUACAGCAUGCGGGCCAACGAUGUGCUCUAUGACUGCCUACCUCUCUACCACUCAGCAGGGAACAUCAUGGGCGUGGGACAGUGUAUCAUCUACGGGUUAACGGUGGUACUGCGCAAGAAGUUCUCCGCCAGCCGCUUCUGGGACGACUGUGUCAAAUAUAAUUGCACGGUAGUGCAGUACAUCGGUGAAAUAUGCCGCUACCUGCUAAGGCAGCCGGUUCGCGAUGUAGAGCGGCGGCACCACGUGCGCCUGGCCGUGGGUAACGGACUGCGGCCAGCCAUCUGGGAGGAGUUCACGCAGCGUUUCGGUGUGCGACAGAUUGGCGAGUUCUACGGCGCCACCGAGUGCAACUGCAGCAUUGCCAACAUGGACGGCAAGGUCGGCUCCUGCGGCUUCAACAGCCGUAUCCUCACGCAUGUGUACCCCAUCCGUCUGGUCAAGGUCAACGAGGACACGAUGGAGCCACUGAGGGACUCCCAAGGCCUCUGCAUCCCGUGCCAGCCCGGGGAACCUGGCCUUCUCGUGGGCCAGAUCAACCAGCAAGACCCUCUGCGGCGCUUCGAUGGCUAUGUUAGUGACAGCGCCACCAACAAGAAGAUUGCCCACAGCGUGUUCCGAAAGGGGGACAGCGCCUACCUUUCAGGUGACGUGCUAGUGAUGGACGAGCUGGGGUACAUGUACUUCCGUGACCGCAGCGGGGAUACCUUCCGAUGGCGCGGCGAGAACGUAUCCACCACGGAGGUGGAAGCCGUGCUGAGCCGCCUGUUGGGCCAGACGGACGUGGCUGUGUAUGGAGUGGCUGUGCCAGGAGUGGAGGGGAAAGCCGGCAUGGCGGCCAUUGCAGACCCCCACAACCAGCUGGACCCUAACUCAAUGUACCAGGAAUUGCAGAAGGUUCUUGCAUCCUAUGCCCAGCCCAUCUUCCUGCGUCUUCUGCCCCAAGUGGAUACAACAGGCACCUUCAAGAUCCAGAAGACCCGGCUACAGCGUGAAGGCUUUGACCCCCGCCAGACCUCAGACCGGCUCUUCUUUCUAGACCUGAAACAGGGACGCUACCUACCCCUGGAUGAGAGAGUCCAUGCCCGCAUCUGCGCAGGCGACUUCUCACUCUGAGCCUGAUGACCUGCUGAAGUGCAUGAAUGGACCUGCCCUACAGAUCCAAAACUACAGGAUCUCCACAACAUCCAAGAAGAGUCCCAGGGAACUUCCAGUAUUAAUAGAGUAGCAGAAGCCAGAGGCGGCCUACCAGAUCAAGUCAUUUUAAUGAGCAUUUGCAAGUAAAGAAGUGUGUACAACAGGUUAUUCUGUGGAACACACUGUAACACACUAUAGCUUCCAAUGAGAUUUUUUUCUAUUGGGGGUGGUGUAAGGGUGGUGGGGAGAUGAGAUGGAUUAGGGUGCAUGAUGUGAAUUCAUACAGAAACAAAGGUUUUUAAAAUGUACUCAAAGGCCUGAAUGGGGGCACAAGCCUUUAAUCCCAGCAUUUGGGAAGCAGAAGCAGGCAGGUCUUUGUUUGAGGCCAGCCUACUCUACAGAGUGACUUCCAGAACAACCAGGGCCACAACAACAACAGUCACUCUUAAACAACAACAAAGUUCUUGCAGUGUUUCACAGUGUAUAACUUGCUACUUGAAGCCAUCCAUGGGCACUCAAGGCUGUAGGUUUGGGAUUAGGGUGCAGCCAAUGAUCCAGCCUGGACUUAGCAUUCAGCAGGCCCUGGAUUUAGUCCCAGCACAGUGACCGACUGCAUUUUGGAGCUCUCCUGAGUUCGGGAGGGUGACACAUUAUCAGUCGUCUUUUGGGUGCAAUGGCUCAGUGGUUAAGAGUACUCGUUGGGCUUGCUUCCUUCCUUCCUUCCAUGCAACGAUCUAACUCAGACCCAGGGUCUCCUGGACUCUGCACACACUUGGCACAGAGAUACUCAUGCGGGAGAAACAGCCAUGCUCAUUGAAAAAAAAUAAAUUAAGCAAAAAUAAAGGAGUAAAUUAAGAGAGAGGAACCAGAGGGGGUUUAUUUGGGUCUUCAUGGUGGAAGCAGCUGUCUGUCACCUUCUCACUGAUCUACUUGGGUCAAGGCUCUUAACAGUCCCAAAGUUUCCGUAUGUGGGCCACUGGGAGCCACCUGUUGAAGCACAUGAAUGGGGGCAGUUUCACACCCAAAUGCAGAUGUUUUCAACUGUUGGGCAGCAGUUGUCCCGGGGAGUCCUCUUUCUGCUGUGGGCAGCUGUGAGCGGAAGGCAGCGGAGUGUCACUGCAUCCGCUUUCGUAACACAAAAAAAGGGGUGUCGGGGGGUUGGGGAUUUGGCUCAGUGGUAGAGUGCUUGCCUAGCAUGCGCAAGGCCCUGGGUUCGGUCCCCAGCUCCGAAAAAAAAAAAAAAAGGGGUGUCGGGAUAGGCGAAUGUGGGGAGGGCCGUGCAGGCACAGGGACAUCAUAAGUGUGUGUGUAUGACAAGAGUCCCACUGCUUAGCCCAAUCUGGCCUCUAACUCGGGCUAGCCGCCUGCCUUUGCCACCUGAGGGCUAGCAUGAGUGUAGGUCAUCACGCCUGGCUUAUUGACCUUAUCACACUGCAGCUGGCGCACUCUGUGUGUCCAACCGCACCCCGGAAACCCGCUACACCCUCAAGAGUGCAGGUGCAUUCAGGUCACCUCAGCCCUCAAGUCGAGGAAGGACGAUCAGGAGCGUGAAGCCAGCCGGAGCUACAUGACUCCGUCUUAAAAAACUAAAUAAAAUGCGAGAAAUCGGUCCAGGAAGGCGUCCCCAGUUCAGGGAAGCACUGUGGAUUGCCCGCCCACCACCCACCCCAAAACCCUGAGGCGCACUGUGGCUUCGCUUCAUCUGCGCAACUGCACAUGCGCCUAUGGCCUUGGCUCAAAGUGCUCGGACCCAUGGCAGCUCGGCCGUCGCGCAGGCGCACUGGCGUACUGGCCUCUGCCCGGAGCGCUGUCGCCUCCCCGCCGCCAUGGCCGCACCCGCGCCCGGUCUCAUCUCGGUCUUCUCCAGCCCACAGGAGCUGGGCGCAUCGCUGGCGCAGCUGGUGGCGCAGCGGGCCGCUAGCUGCUUGGAAGGGAACCGUGGCCGCUUCGCUCUUGGCCUGUCAGGCGGCAGCCUGGUCUCCAUGCUGGCCCGAGACCUACCCGCCGCCACUGCUCCCGCGGGGCCCGCCAGCUUUGCACGCUGGACGCUCGGCUUCUGUGACGAGCGCCUCGUGCCCUUCGACCACGCCGAAAGCACGUACGGCCUCUACCGGGUGAGCGCUGCGGGGGCGCACACCGUCCGGGCUACGGGGGCCGCCUUGGGCCACGCGAAGUCGGCUCAGCCUUCCGUGGAAACGCAGGCUACGGGGGCCGCCUUGGGCCACGCGGAGUCGGCUCAGCCUGCCGAGGAAACUCCAGGAUCUGCUUCUACGCCUACCCGCGGGUUCCGGGACCCACGGGGUGUUGCUGGAUGCGCAGUGAUGUCCAUCCAAGUCCAGCCUUUUGGGCCUCCGUCCCUCGUAUCUUCCUGAGGGCCGUACCUCGGCUGUAAGGCUUCGUGGGUCAUGGUUGUGCUUUCAGCCUGCCUCUAGUGUCCAGAGUGUGUUGGGCCUCAGUUUCCUUUAACAGGAGCCGUUGGCCAUCGCCUCCCAGCAGCCUGGGAUAUGAUGGCCACCAGGCGCCCUAUAGGGUACCGAGAUCCCUGUUUCACACACAGGGAAACAGGCCUGGACGAUUGAGCUCCGAGCACACUUGGAUGACUGCCACCACCUCCUAGGGGAAGCUGACCCAGUGCCAUGCAUGGGCUCUGAAGCAGGGGAGGGGCCAUUACACUUACUUCAAGGUGGGGAAACAGAAGAUUCAUGUCUCCUUGGCCCUCAUCUAGGGACCUAAAACUGUACCACUUUGAACACGGUGCCUGUCAAAGAACUUCACUGAACAGUGGACUGUGGGUGCUAGCACAAGGCUCAGUUGGUUGGUAGGGUGCUUGCCUAGAAUGCAUAAGGUCCAGGCUUCAUUUCCAGCAUCAUAUAAAAAUGGUGGUACACUCCUGUCAUCCCAGCAAUGAGGAAGUAGAGGCUGGAGGAUCAGAAGUUCAAGGUCCUCCUCAGUUGGAGGCCAGCCUGUGCUACAUGAGACCAUUUUGAUGCUGCCCACCCAAGGAAAAUAAAGCUAAGAUUCCCUAAGUAGGUCCCUCUGA